UCUGUGUGUGUGUGUGUGUGUGUGUGUGUGUGUGUGUCUAGGCUAGCCUGGAGUCUCUCAGCCUCACCUGCCAGACAACACCGACUCCCUCCACACCCUGCCAGCUAUAUUCUCCUGAAAUCUCCAUCUCCAUCUCAGCCAGCCCAGACAAUGCCUCCCAACCUCACCGGCUACUACCGCUUUGUCUCACAGAAGAACAUGGAGAACUACCUGCAAGCCCUAAACAUCAGCAUGCCUCUGCGGAAGAUAGCACUGCUGCUCAAGCCAGACAAGGAGAUUGACCAUCAGGGCAACCACAUGAUAGUGAAGACCCUCAGCACGUUCCACAACUACAUUCUGGAAUUCGAGGUGGGAGUUGAGUUUGAGGAGGAUCUAAGGAUCGUGGAUGGACGAAAAUGCCAGACCAUUGUAACCUGGGAGGAGGAGCAGGUGGUUUGUGUGCAGAAAGGGGAGGUCCCCAACCGAGGCUGGAGACACUGGCUGGAGGGAGAGAAGUUGUAUCUGGAACUGACUGCAAGGGAUGCAGUAUGCGAGCAGGUCUUCAGGAAGGUCAAGUAGCCAGAGGAGAGCUGAGGGCCCCUCCAGACUGCACUGGUCCCCAGACUCCUCUUGCUCAUAACCCUUCAAGCCCAGAUUGUCCCAGGUCAGCAGUCCCUUUCUCGGGCCACUUACUCUGCCUCCAGUUCUCUCCUCACCCCUCCCCAUGUUAAUCUAUAACUUGCAGCCCCCGGGCCAAAGUCCUUUUUCCUCACACUCCAUUGCUCAAUAGUGGCCUCAGAUCCAAUUCCUGGUCUGGCCUCCUGGAUGAAAGAACUGGACAAAGGGGAAAGACCCCUUGAGAACAAUGGAUCUCAACUCUCUUUAGUUCAUUUGGUCCCUUAUUUUCCAUCUAAGAAAGAACUAACCUUUGAGUAUUUGGGGACAAGUGAGAAUUUUGUCCCGGUGGAACUUUUGGAAAAUUGACUGGGGUUCAAGAAUUUAAACAGGAACUACUG
This is a messenger RNA of Leptonychotes weddellii (Weddell seal), 995 nucleotides long. It is a transcript of the gene RBP5, whose product is annotated as retinol binding protein 5. Gene Ontology annotation, molecular function: lipid binding. NCBI's taxonomy places the organism in Eukaryota, Metazoa, Chordata, Mammalia, Carnivora, Phocidae. The record is from RefSeq and is a predicted model, not a curated record.